GGUCUGGCGGAAUCAGCGGUCAAGCACUUCAAGCGGGGACUGCGGAAGCUGCAAGCCCGCUAUGGCGACGACUGGCCCCGCUACUUCUACGACCUGCUGUUUGCGCACCGCAUCUGCGUCCGGGGCGCCACACUCUUCUCGGCGUUCCACAUGGUGUACGGACGCCAUCAGAUACUUCCGGUAGAGCGACUCUUCGCUCAACGCUACCGUACGACGCUGGCCGCCACCGACGAGGAAGUGGAUGACGUCACCAGCCGCUGUCUGGAGGUCAUCGUGGCAACUCAGAGGCUCAACGCUCUGCUUCGCGCCACCCACCAGGCGCAGAUCUCACGAGCGGCGGCCUUCAACCAGGACCUCCUCCCCGACGAGGCGCGGUCCUACGUCGUCGCGUGUCUACGCCGCAACCCCACUUGUUUCGACGCGCCAGAAGAGCCCUGGGCGAAACGCGACCGCUCACCGGCGGCCAUCCGACCGGAGCGCGCGCAAGAAGGCGACCGCGAGCACCCCCCUCGCCUUGCGGCUCAGCGUGCGGCGGCCGCCAUCCAGGAAGUGGCUGUCGCCGAGGCCGUUCAGCCCCCUGCCCCGGCGCCUGCUCCGGCGGAACGGCCCCCGCCAAGGCGGCCCUCGCGGCAGCCGCGCCCCAGUCCCCAGCGUGGCGCACAAGCGACGGCCGCGACUUCCCCUUCCACUGGCGUGGACUACAGCGCCAUCUUCAACACGGCGGCGCGCGGCGCGAGCGCCGCCAAUACCCUUCAGGCCGCCAUCCUCCGGUUGCUCAACUCCCUCGCCGAGCAGCCGUUCCCCUGUCCGGACCCGAUCUGGGGCACUCGGCGACAGCUCACUAACGAGCUGCUUGCUACCCCCGACCUCCAGCCCUCCAACCGGCGUGCCAGCAUGGGCAACAUCCCGGUCAUCGACAACCUCUGCCAGCUCAUCUCUGCCACGUCACGCGCAGACACGGGCCUCGCGCAGCACGUCUGCGCUUUUCUGCAGCGCUUUCUGGCCACCGGUGCGCGGGCAGGCCCUCCGGCGGGCGGCCCCCCACCUUCACCUGGCGGCCGGGGCCCUCCGCGUGACGACUCUUGCGCUGGCGGCCGCGGCCACAGCUCCCCUGCCGACCAGCGAGACAACGGCGGCGGCGGACGCGGCGGCGGCCGCGACAGACGCUCACCCCCUCCAGAUGACGGUGCGAAGCGAAGGCGCCUGGGCGACGGCGAGCAGGACGCCGAGAAGCCCCACCGCGAGUUGCGUCAGCGGGUCCGCGAGCGCGCCCCUUCACCACCGGACCGGCCCACGCGCUCCAGGCGGUCCCUGUCGCCCUCUCCACCGCGGUCCGACCGCUCGCCCUCUCGUCGCCGAGGGCGCUCUCCAACCACACAACGGCCUUCUCGCGGCCGCGCCAACCCCCGCUCCACUUCUCCGUCUCGGCGGCUGCCAGCUGGCGAAUCAAGACGUCAGCCCCCCGCCAAGCAGCCCUUCAUCUUCAACAGGUCUACUCCUGCCGGACGCCGCCGCAGCCCAAUCUCGGAAGGACGCCACCAGGCGGCCAUGGCGGCUCUGAGGAACGCAGUCGCUGAGCCACGUGUCUUCCGGCGCGGAAAGGGCGCCGAGAACACCGUUGUGGCGUACCUCGGCCACAACCCGCAGGAGCACGAAUCGCGCUCCAUCCGCCCCGACACCGCUGCCAUUGGCCGCACCAUCUACGGCCACAUCAAGAAGUCGCUCGACAACGGCGACUACGACCCUCCAGCAGCGUCCCCCACACGCUCGUGCUCGCCGCACGCGCCCCCGGCGCGCUCUCCUUCGCUGCAGCUGCUCGACAUUGACCGGUCCCCCAGCCCGCCACGUGUCGGUCUCGCCGAGCAGAUCUCCAAACUCCCCGACGUCCUGCAACAUCUGAAAGACGGCACUUCUCCCCCGGCGACGCCAGGACCACCGCGGCCACCCAAGCCCAACUCUCUGAAGGAGGCAAACGAGGCGCUACUCGUCAGCCAGCUCAAGAAAACGUCAGCAGCCACCCCUGUGCCGGCGGCGUCAGCCCCACCCGCUGCUGACGUCAUCAUCGAGCGCCCUGCUGGGGCGACCACUCUGCCUCCCCCUCCUCCGCCGAUGUGGAAGGCCCCGACAACUCCCGUGGCGCUUCCCUGGCCGAAGCCCCAGAUCGCUGACGUGGCACCGGCUGAGUCGUCCUCGCCACCACGCACGUCUGAUGGCGUCCCUGACGCUGUGCGGAGUCCAGCUACCCAUGCUUCAGCCCCUGCGACGCGCCUCGAGGCGGCUACGCCAGCGCCGACGUCAUCAGAGCCCCUCCCCGGAGGGGCUCCGGUGAAGAUCAAGUUCCGGGGGCCUGCAUCAUUUUCCGGCGUCAGCUCCGGCGCCCCAGUUUCUGUCAUCACGGCGGUCACCCCUGCUUCUGCCGGCAACCACAUCCCGGAGUCCGAACCCGAGCGCGCUCCACUCGCGGCGCCCAUCACGGUCGAGACGAAGCGGGAGCGCAGAAAGAAGGAACGGCGGCCCGCAGUCGACCCCACCACCGGCGAGCCGCUGAAGAGGAAGAAGAAGAAGCGCGCCAUCGAGCAUUCUGACGCUGGCGCACCCCAGAUGAAGAAGAAGAAAACCAAGAAGGGCAAGUCCGACGCGAAGGAAGCGAAAACGGCGUGCGCAGCGACGCCUUCACCCCCUCCGACGCGAAGAUCUCGGCAGGCACAGUUCAACGCUGACAUCCAAGCUGCUGCCAAGUAA
Molecule: messenger RNA, 2742 nt
Organism: Klebsormidium nitens
Lineage: Eukaryota; Viridiplantae; Streptophyta; Klebsormidiophyceae; Klebsormidiales; Klebsormidiaceae
Source: the annotation of a GenBank genome assembly